Molecule: messenger RNA, 1476 nt
Organism: Geosmithia morbida
Lineage: Eukaryota; Fungi; Ascomycota; Sordariomycetes; Hypocreales; Bionectriaceae
Product: metallopeptidase
Exons: 2
Coding region: 1-1476 (491 amino acids)
Biological process (GO): proteolysis
Molecular function (GO): metalloexopeptidase activity; protein binding
Source: RefSeq, a predicted model, not a curated record
AUGAGAGCAUCCUGGUCUGGCCUCGUGGUCCAGUCUCUCACGAAUGUUAGGUCAAUGUUAACUGGCUACGAUGGCACAUGCAAGCCAUACGAUGCCUCUCUCACAACUGGCAUUAGAUACUCUUCCUGCGAUGAUACCAACUGGCCUCCCCCCGGACCAGGCCAUAAUGUGGGCACGUUGCUGAAGCCCCAGACGCCGGACAGGGCGCUCCAGGGCGCGUUGGCCUCAGUAUCGACAGAGCACAUCAGGGACAAUAUCGCAAAGCUCGUCAGUUUCGGCACGCGGCACACCUUGUCAUCCCAAGAUGAUCCAGAGCGUGGAGUUGGUGCGGCGCGCAGUUGGAUCGCAGGCGAAUUCCGUCGGUACGCCGAGGAGGCAGACACGGGCCUCUUGGAUGUUGAGAUCCCAGGCUACGUGCAGGGACCGGCGGAGCGGGUGCCAGAGCCGGUCUGGGUUGGCAAUGUUCAGGCUACGCUCCGGGGUACCUCGGACCCGGCACGACACUACGUGACUAUGGGCCACUACGACACGAGGGUGACGGAUCCGUUAAAUUGGUGGGAUGACCAGCCUGGAGCAAACGAUGACGCAUCUGGUGUGGCAGUCGCAAUGGAGGUAGCCCGCGUCAUGGCUAGGUAUGAGCAUGCAGCAAGUGUGGUAUUUGCGGCAGUGGCAGGUGAGGAGCAAGGACUCCUUGGAUCACGUUUCCUCGCCCAGACGAUGCGCAACGCGAGCGUGUCAGUCGAGGGCGUCCUCAACAUGGACAUCGUAGGCAGCUCGACAGGAUCACGAGGCGAGCGAGAGCCACAUGCGGUGCGGGUCUUCUGCCAAGGCGCACCGUUGACCGAAUCGGACGACAAGACGCGGCAGCGGCAGUCUAUCGGCGCCGAAAACGACUCCCCCGCGCGUAACCUGGGCCGUUUCAUCGCCGAGGUGGCCGGCAAUAGCUUCACGGGGAUGCGCAUCGCCCUCGUGUACCGGCUGGACCGGUUCCUGCGCGGCGGUGACCACCGGUCCUUCCUCGAGGCAGGAUAUACGUCGUCGGUACGCUUCUCGGAACCCAACGAGAACUUUGCGCACCAGCACCAGGACCUGCGGGUCGAGCAUGGGGUGCAGUAUGGUGACCUGGAGGAGUUCCUCGACUAUGAGUACAUUGCGCGUGUGGCACGGGUUAACCUCGCUGCGCUGUGGUCGCUGGCUAACGCGCCUGGGCUCGUGCGCAAUGUUACAGUCGAUACGUCGGUGCUGGACAACGACACGAAGCUGUCGUGGGUGCGAAGCGAGCCACAGAGUGACGGCGUUGAGGGAUACGAGAUUGUCUGGAGGCCUACGACUGCCCCCCAGUGGACUCACGCGCAGUUUGUCGGGGACGUCGAUUCGGCUACGGUUGAACUGUCAAUCGAUAAUGUCAUUUUCGGUGUGAGGGCCGUGGGGAAGAAUGGAUAUAAGAGUCCGGCGACGGUGCCGUUCCCUAGAUAA